UGAUUUUGUGAGAAAUUCAGUGGAGAUCGGAGGAUUGCUCUGUAGAUUCAAUACUGUGGAUUUCAUUGUUGAGAGCUUGACUUGUGUGUAUGGUUUUCAGCUUGUGAGAAGAGCGAUCGAAAUAGUUAUGAGUGAAUCUCGUCAGGCCUCUUCAAAUCUCAUAUGCGUCGGUUAUGAUAAAGAGAGCCAGUGUAGUCCGACGGUUGAUGAACUGACAUCCGCAAAGUGGGCUGUCCUCUUUAGUAGGGUUGGUGAUAAUCUCUUGAUGUAUCUGUUGAAGUGUACUUCAAUAUUUCUUCCUCUUCCUCGGAAGAAGCACCAUCAGAUUUGUGGCCGUUCCGUUGCCAAAUUGUUCUCCAACUUCCCAAGAGGCAUGCCUAAGUCUAGAGCUCCGCAUCAUCCACCAAGACACGAGGCUAGGAGGCAAAGGGUGGUUAAGAGACUUCCAUGAGGUGUACACGAACAAGCUAAACGGAAGGAGGGUGUAUUCUUUCAAAUGUGCUGGUUUUCGUCCCAGGUACGACGUGGAAAGGAAGAAUGUUAUUUGGUUGGGUUUGCAUGCUUACAGAAGGGUGCUGCUGAAGAAGCACUUAUGGUGAGGUGGAGAACAUGUGACCUGAGCUCAAAUAUUGAUUUUGUGAUGCAUCAAUUCAUAUUCAGUUGGGCAUGGGAUGGAUGAUCUCUUCUUUUGUACAGUAUCUUUUUGGCUUUCUAUGCAAUCGAAUGCCCA
This is a messenger RNA of Salvia hispanica, 730 nucleotides long. Lineage: Eukaryota; Viridiplantae; Streptophyta; Magnoliopsida; Lamiales; Lamiaceae. The record is from RefSeq and is a predicted model, not a curated record.